UAACAGAGGAAAUGACAUGAUCAAAUCCAAUCAAAGCCUAACGUAAAUUGCAAAGUUCAUAUGUGGCACAAAAUAGAAACACGUGUCCUUGCCUUCAAGAAAAUCCUGUGUGUUUUCAACCAAGUGCUAAAAAAGUUUGCAAGAUUUUACAGGAAAAACAGGUGCAUGAAAAUGAUCUCCGGGUACACAGCAAACGGAGACCGUCUGCAACAGCUAAAAGCCUUUGACGAGUCCAAAUCUGGUGUCAAAGGGAUCGUCGACAAAGGCAUCACAAAAAUCCCACCAAUUUUCGUUCGGCCGCCGGAAUUUUCUGGCUGCGACAAACCAAGUUCCGGCCAUCGAACUCGAACCCAGUUCAGUGUUCCUGUUGUGGACCUCACCGACACAGUCGGCCGGCGUGCUGACGUGGUUGCCGGAGUUCGGCGUGCCGCAGAGACUGUUGGGUUCUUCCAGGUGGUGAACCAUGGGAUACCCAAGAGAGUGUUGGAUGAGAUGUUGGCGGCGGCGCGUGGGUUCCACGAGCUGCACAGGGAGGUGAAGUCUGAGUACUACAGCAGGGAGCUGCUGAGGAAAGUCAAGUUUGGAAGUAACUUUGAUCUGUAUCAGUCAAGGUUUGCUAAUUGGAGGGACAGUUUGUUUUGUGUCAUGGGUCCUGAGCCUCUUGAUCCUCAAGAAUUGCCUCUAAUUUGCAGAGACAUAACUAUGGAAUACUCUGAAAAUGUUCACAAAAUGGGUGUCACAUUGUUUGAAUUGCUAUCGGAGGCACUUGGGCUCAAACCUGACCACCUUAUUGGAUUGGAUUGUGCAAAGGGGCAUCUUAUUCUUAGUCACUACUAUCCACCGUGCCCUGAGCCUGAACUCACAAUGGGCACCAGCAAACACUCAGAUCCUGACUUUCUCACCAUCCUACUCCAGGACCAAAUUGGUGGCCUCCAAGUUUUGUAUGAGAACCAGUGGAUUGAUGUUCCCCCUGUGCCUGGAGCUCUUGUAGUCAACAUUGGAGAUCUCUUGCAGCUAGUGUCGAAUGACAGAUUUAAGAGCGUAGAACAUCAGGUGCUUGCAAACCAUGCAGGGCCAAGAGUAUCCAUUGCCUGCUUUUUAACGCCGCAUCUUCACCCUUCGACAAGGUUGUACGGCCCCAUAAAGGAGUUGUUGUCAGAAGAUCGUCCGCCUGUUUACAAAGAAACCUCACUGAAAGACUUCAUUGCCUACUACGAUAAGAAAGGGCUUGAUGGAAACUCUGCACUAACACAUUUCAAGUGCCAAAGGUAACAAACAAUGAAUUAGGAAACUCAUGCUAUAUUGUUCACUCUUGGAUUGAUGAGUUCAGAUUACUAGUAGGCUACUUAGAUUUGGAGUAACAGUUCAAUUUGUACGAAUUGGAUACGAAUGGCCACCGUAUACGGAAUCCAUUGAAAUAAGGCACCUAAUGCAUUGAAUUUGUUGCUGUUAACAUAUUUUCCUUCA
Messenger RNA from Prunus mume (Japanese apricot), 1467 nucleotides. The record is from RefSeq and is a predicted model, not a curated record. NCBI's taxonomy places the organism in Eukaryota, Viridiplantae, Streptophyta, Magnoliopsida, Rosales, Rosaceae.